Impatiens glandulifera is the source of this 1341-nucleotide messenger RNA. Its product is annotated as homeobox-leucine zipper protein MERISTEM L1-like. NCBI's taxonomy places the organism in Eukaryota, Viridiplantae, Streptophyta, Magnoliopsida, Ericales, Balsaminaceae. Gene Ontology annotation, molecular function: lipid binding. The transcript has 6 exons. The record is from RefSeq and is a predicted model, not a curated record. Bases 1 to 1341 code for a protein of 446 amino acids.
AUGGACAACCAAGAAGAUGAACUAGGAAUACAUUGCCAGCCAAAUAUAGUAGAGGUACACGAUACGACAAACAAUGUAUAUUUAUCGACCAACGAAUCUUGUCACGCACCUUGUGCUAAGGAAUCACAAAUAAAUUCGGAGAUAGAUAUGUUCACGAGAGCAAGUGAUCUAUUCAUGUCAAUGUCCAUUCAUGGCGAUUUUAAUAAGGCAAAAAUUUCCAAUCUUGCUGGAGAUGCGGCUAAGGAACUAAUACAAAUGGCAAUGGAAAAAGAACCUCUUUGGUGCUUUGUUGAAGAAGAAGGAAGAUAUGUUUUGAAUGAAGUUGAAUAUAAAAGGAGAUAUAGUCAUGCCUUUGAUCAAACACCAGAUAGCAUACUAACUUUUAUGAUGAACUCAUCAGAGAACAUAUUAAGAGAUGAUGAUGAUUGGUAUAAUGAUAUUUUUCAUAGGGAUUUUGGUCAUAAUUGUUUUCAAACCGAGGCUUCGAAGGAGACCGGGUUUCUCCUCAUGGAUCCUCUUGAUCUUGUCCGCUUACUAAUUGACGUGGAUGAAUGGAGCAUUGUUUUUUCUAACAUGGUAUCAGAUGCCGAGAGAAUUGGAGUUUUAUCGAUGGGCGAUGAACUUGGAAACCCUAAUGGAUAUCUUCAAGUUGUAAGAGGAAAGGCAAGUCUAUUGAAAUUGACUGAUAGGAUGAUGAGAGGUUACUUCUCUUGUUUAUGCUCCUCAUCCGAAGCCAUAUGGAGACCGUUGCCUGUUCCUGGUGGCGAAGAUAUAAUGGUCACGACUAAGUUCAACGACGACAACGAUCCACCAAUUGGACCCACGGUCGUUGUCGUGGCCACAAUUUGGCUCCCGAAGAAGCCAAAUAUUGUUUUUGACUUCCUUCGUCAUGGGGAAUACCGAAAUAAGUGGGAUCUUCUUUCUUAUAACAAAACAACUCAAGAAACAAAGUUAGUUACGACGGGCUCGGACCAACGUAAUUGUGUUUCGUUGAUAUCGAUACAAGGAUCGCCAACGAUGUAUUAUUUACAAGAGAGCCAUACAGAUUUGACAGGUUUUUAUGUAACAUUUGCACCAAUUGAUAUAUCUGCAAUAAACAAAGUGUUGGAUGGUGGGGAGACUAGUGAUGUGCGGAUUCUAAGCUCUGGUUUUUCAAUCUUUCCUGAUAGUCCAAGAAUGAUGAAUGGGGAGGAAUCGAAUGGGAGCAUCCUCACCAUUGCUUUCCAUAUAUCUGAUCCGGAUUCAUUAACACCAAAUUAUGUAUCCCCAAAAAAGGUGAGUGGUCUUCACAUGAUUAUGAAGGAAACUGUUUCCAAGAUUAUGGUUGCCAUGAUCAAGUGA